Molecule: messenger RNA, 2391 nt
Organism: Striga hermonthica
Lineage: Eukaryota; Viridiplantae; Streptophyta; Magnoliopsida; Lamiales; Orobanchaceae
Source: the annotation of a GenBank genome assembly
GUGGUGAAUCGAUCAUUGGGCAACAUACUCCGUUGCCUGGUUAGGGAUAAUAUACGGAGUUGGGACCAACGUUUGUGUCAAGCUGAGUUCGCUCAUAACACUGCGGUUGGUCGGGCUACGGGCUUCUCGCCUUUCCAGAUUGUGUACGGGGUCCAGCCUCGGGGACCGUGCGACUUGGCGCCGUUGCCGUCGUCUGGCUUGACUGAUCCACGUGCGUCGGACCUCGUGGCCGAGUUGCUGAAGACGCAUACCGCGGCUCGGGCUCGGUUGGAGUCAUCGACUGCCGCUUACAAGCGGGCCGCUGAUUCUCGACGUCGCCAUGUGGAGUUCGAGGUAGGCGAUUUUGUUUGGGCUGUUUUGACAAAGGACAGGUUUCCUGCGCACGAGUUUAAUAAGUUGGCUGCACGUAAAAUCGGGCCCGUGGAGGUUGUGGAGAAAAUAAACCCCAAUGCUUACCGUCUUCGGCUUCCUUCUCACAUUCGCACAUCCGACGUUUUUAACGUCAAACAUUUGGUGCCGUUUGCGGGGGAUAACUCGGAGGAAGAUGAGACCGGUUCGGAUUCGCGGCCGAAUCCUUCCCAACCGGGGGAGGAUGAUGGAGACGAGACCGCGAUAGCUUUUCCAAGAGUAUCAGAGGAUUUGAAGGACGCAUUGUCUACUUUCCAGCAAACGUUUGUGGUGUCGGAUGCUACCAAACCCGAUUACCCGAUUAUGUAUGCAAGUGCUGGAUUUUUCAAUAUGACUGGCUACACUUCUAAAGAGGUCAUUGGUAGGAAUUGCCGAUUCUUACAAGGAAAGGACACGGAUCCAGAUGAUGUGGCGAAGAUUCGGGAGGCUUUACGAUACGGUUUCACGUAUUGCGGAAGGUUGCUUAAUUACAAGAAAGGCGGCACGCCUUUCUGGAAUCUUCUUACCAUUGCACCCAUUAAGGAUGAAACGGGGAAUGUCCUCAAGUACAUUGGAAUGCAAGUGGAAGUAAGCAAGCACACAGAGGGAAUCAAAGAGAAAAUGACCCGACCCAACGGGUUACCCGAAUCUUUGAUCCGCUACGAUGCACGACAAAAGGAAAUAGCUUCAAACACAGUGACAGAGCUGGUGGAGGCGGGAGAAGUGCAAUAUUUUAUUGGGGUGCAAUUAGAUGGAAGUCAACAUGUUGAGCCACUUCAUAACUGCAUCCCUGAGGCCACAGCAGCAGAGAGUGCAAAACUGGUGAAAACAACUGCUGAAAAUGUUGACGUAGCCGUGAGAGAGCUUCCUGAUGCCAAUACGAAACCAGAGGACUUGUGGAAGAACCAUUCAAAAAUUGUGCACCCAAAGCCCCACAGAAGGAACAGCCCUUCCUGGGAUGCUAUUCAAAAGAUUCUAGAUGGUGGAGAAGAGAUUGGCCUAAAACAUUUCAAGCCGAUAAAACCGUUGGGAUCUGGUGAUACUGGGAGUGUGCAUCUAGUAGAACUAUGUGGGACUGGGCAAUUGUUUGCCAUGAAAGCAAUGGACAAGGGUAUCAUACUCAAUCGAAACAAGGUGCACAGAGCUUGUGCAGAAAGAGAAAUCCUAGACAUGUUGGACCAUCCUUUUCUUCCUGCAUUGUACGCUUCAUUUCAGACCAAGACCCACAUCUGUUUGAUUACUGAUUACUGCCCUGGUGGAGAGCUCUUUCUUCUUCUAGAUAAGCAGCGAACAAAAGUUCUGAAAGAAGACGCUGUCAAAUUCUAUGCAGCUGAAGUAAUAGUGGCUCUGGAGUAUCUUCAUUGUCAAGGUAUAAUCUACAGGGAUUUAAAGCCAGAAAAUGUUCUUCUCCAAGACGAUGGGCAUAUCUCCUUGACAGACUUUGAUUUGUCUUGCUUGACAUCUUGCAAGCCGCAGCUUUUAAUUCCGGAGAUAAAUGAAAAGAAAAGGAACCAAAAAGGUCAGAAAGGUCAGCAGGCGCCAGUCUUUAUGGCAGAACCAAUGAGAGCUUCAAAUUCUUUUGUUGGUACAGAAGAAUACAUAGCUCCGGAAAUCAUUACUGGGGCAGGUCAUACUAGUGCAGUGGACUGGUGGGCUCUUGGGAUUCUGUUAUAUGAAAUGCUUUAUGGAUAUACGCCAUUCAGGGGAAAGACAAGGCAGAAGACCUUUGCCAAUGUUCUUCACAAGGAUUUAAAAUUCCCAAGGAACAAAGAGGUGAGCCUCCAAGCAAAGCAGUUAAUGUAUCGAUUGCUACAUAGAGAUCCCAAAAACAGACUUGGAUCACGAGAAGGAGCGAAUGAAGUUAAGCAGCACCCAUUCUUCCGUGGUAUCAAUUGGGCCCUCGUUCGUUGCAUGAACCCUCCUACGCUCGAUUCUCCCCUUUUCAAGGAGAAAGAAACUGAUGCUGAUCCAGGCCUUGACGACUUGCAGAAGAAUGUUUUCUGA